AUGAACUUUCUCGAUCCUUACGAUAUUACUGUGCCUGCAACAAACACUCCUCCACCUGAAAGCUCAAGUCAACAAAGCUUGAAUGAAGAAGUUUCGCAGGUCAUCACCUCGCUUAAUCGGUUUUGGGGAGGUUUCAGGCAACAGGUACGACCUCGGUAUCCUUUUUCGGACUGCAUCAGCUCAAGUCAGUGGCUUCAGAGUCAGGCUGUAUUGGAGACUGCUCGUAAAGACUUUAGUGGAGUUGUAACCCAGGCUCAGAAAGAGCUCACAAAGCUCACUGGCGAAACCUCAAAUGAACCCGCAGUAAAUCGAUCUCAGACUGACGACGCUGAACCUCGAGCUUCAAUCGAAACUUUAAAACCUUCGUCCAGUUCUGCUUCUACAACGUCCUCUUCCGCGGAAGAGUCCACGGCCAGUACAAACGGUAGUAUCACUGCCUCGAACCUCUUCUCUCGUCUCCAAGUGGCUCUACCUCCGAAUGUGGUUACCACAGUGCAGAAUAACAUACCUCAAUCGUUGAAAAACACGGAUUUUUCACAGUUGAGGAUCAAUCUUACAAAUGAAUUUCAAAGAUUGCAGGGGGUUACUCGCUCCCAGGCCGAAGAAUAUGUACAGAAGAGCGAAGUGCUACUUCGAGAAGCCAUGAAAGAGGCCGGAGAUGUUUUACGGGACGCCGUAAAAGUGAUACCCCCAGAGCCGGGGUCUAGCAACGCAAGCGUUCCUGUCAUGACAUGGGAUGGAACGGAUAUGUGGAUGCUACAUUCAGAUGGCACAGAAGCCACAACAUCUUCGGAAAAGGGCAAGGAGAAGGCAACCUCGAAUUCAGUUGCCACCCGUGCAGAGGCUUUGUUAAAAUUGCUCAAACAUGACCCGGAGAUUUUGAAACACAACCCGGAGGCAGACCAGUCUAUAGGUACACUGUAUCUGAAGUGGGUCGGAGAGAGUGUAGAUAAGGUCGAGGACGGUAUGGAGAGUGAAGAGUGGCAGCGGAAGAUAAAGGCGGAACUGGAUCACGGUGACGAUGCUCAAGCUUUGCAGGCUACUUUGAAUGCAUUGGUGCCUAGUGAAAUCUCAGAGGACGUGUUCUGGAAACGAUACUUCUAUCGAAUCCAUCAAAUACGUCAGGAAGAGGAAAAGCGCAAGGUCUUGAUUCAAGGAACUAUUAACGACGAUGAAGAUUUUAGUUGGGAAGAUGAAGAGGGUGAGGAGGAAUCUGUAACGCAGAAGGAUACCACUCCUACCUCACCCAGGUCAAGAGGUGCCACCUUGACACCUCAAACAAAGGAUCCUGCUACCAGUGUCGCGUCAGAGGGUGCAACAUCACCCCAAGCCAGCACGCCUGCAAACACAAGUCCGAGGCAUAGUAGUGAAGAAAGCUACGACCUUGUCUCGUCAGGUAAUGUUAGCGCGAGCGGGGAGCGCAAGAAAGACUGUCAAGCAAAGAUGGACUCCGAUGACGGUGACAGCGACUGGGAAUGA
Molecule: messenger RNA, 1479 nt
Organism: Marasmius oreades (fairy-ring Marasmius)
Lineage: Eukaryota; Fungi; Basidiomycota; Agaricomycetes; Agaricales; Marasmiaceae
Exons: 3
Coding region: 1-1479 (492 amino acids)
Cellular component (GO): cytoplasm
Source: RefSeq, a predicted model, not a curated record